Messenger RNA from Megalobrama amblycephala (Wuchang bream), 3503 nucleotides. It is a transcript of the gene tomm40l, whose product is annotated as translocase of outer mitochondrial membrane 40 homolog, like. The record is from RefSeq and is a predicted model, not a curated record. NCBI's taxonomy places the organism in Eukaryota, Metazoa, Chordata, Actinopteri, Cypriniformes, Xenocyprididae. Bases 152 to 1168 code for a protein of 338 amino acids. Gene Ontology annotation, molecular function: transmembrane protein transporter activity. The transcript is spliced from 10 exons. Gene Ontology annotation, biological process: protein import into mitochondrial matrix. Gene Ontology annotation, cellular component: mitochondrial outer membrane; mitochondrial outer membrane translocase complex.
UACAUGAACCAUUCAGUCCGACUCGUAGACUGGUUUUGUAAACAGAUUCAUUGGAAAGAUCCGACUCUAAAAGAAUGAUUCAUUCACAAAUCGGUCAUCGCUUGAAACACGUGGUUCUGUAACCAGGAGAACCGUCCUCUGAAGCUCAACAAUGGGCAGUGUGUUGGCUGCCAGUGCCCCCAGCCCGCCUGUACCAGGGCCAGGUGGACAAGGUUUGGUAUCAGUGCCACCAGGAUUCACGAUGCCCUCCGUCUCACCCGUCUCUGUCCCUGGCAGCUCUUCAGCUGGGCACCAGGAGACCGAGCCUCCCCUUCCAAACCCCGGUGGCUUUGAAGAGUGCCAUCGCAAAUGCAAAGAGGUUUUUCCAAUGCAGAUGGAGGGUGUUAGACUAACAGUGAAUAAGGGCUUGAGCAACCACUUCCAGGUGAACCACACAGUGUUGUUGAGCACUCAAGGAGAUUCCAGUUAUAGGUUUGGAGCUACUUAUGUGGGGACCAAACAAACAGGACCAGGAGAGGCCUUUCCCGUCAUGGUUGGUGACAUGGACAACACAGGGAGCCUAAAUGCACAGAUUAUUCAUCAGAUCACAAACAGAGUGCGCUCUAAAUUUGUCUGUCAGACUCAGCAGCAGAAGUUUGUGAACUGGCAAGGAGAUGCUGAAUUCAAAGGGGAAGAUUUCACUGCUGCUGUGACCUUUGGCAACCCAGACAUGUUGGUGGGGUCUGGAAUUGUUGUAGCUCAUUAUCUCCAGUCUGUCACUUCGUCACUGGCAUUAGGAGGAGAGUUAGUGUACCACCGCCGGCCAGGAGAGGAGGGCACAGUCAUGUCUCUGGCAGGCAGAUAUACAGGCAGCAACUUUAUCGCCACAUUGACACUAGGAGGAGCUGGAGCUCAUGGGUCAUAUUACCACAAAGCCAAUGAUCAGUUGCAGGUUGGUGUGGAGUUUGAAGCAAGCACCCGUAUGCAGGAAACUAGUGUAUCAUUUGGGUACCAGCUGGACGUUCCCAAAGCCGACCUGGUCUUUAAAGGUUCUUUAGACAGUAACUGGAUGGUUGGAGCUAUGCUUGAAAAAAAGCUGCAGCCUCUGCCUCUGUCUCUGGCCCUCUGUGCUUUCCUUAACCACAGAAAAAACACGUUCCAGUGUGGGUUUGGCAUCACCGUUGGUUAAACCUACCUUCUUUCUUGGUUAAUUCUUCAGUUUACACACCAGUGCUGUUGCUGGUGAAACGGUAAAGGUUCGACACACCUGUACAAAAUCAGUCAGUAACAAAGAAGCAAAACAAAGAAAUAUUUGUUGUUAGUUCCAUGUAUCAGACCAACCCCAGGGGUUUCAUAUUCCAAUAUCCAAAAAAAAAAGUAACAUCACCACAACCUGAUGAAUUAGGAGAACCAAGAAGAAAUACACAUACACACAUAAAUUUGUCUUUUUUUGUGUGUGUGUUGUUUAUCGUCCAGUUCUUUUUAUAAAUUAUUUCCUUGUUUAUUUUUCAUUUCAUUGUCACAAUCCUUUUAAAAUUUGCUGCUGAAUCUCUGUACUCACGUAGGCACCUACAUAAAUAAAAAAAAAAAAAUGUGUGCAUUGCUGGUACUGACAAACAUGGAUAAAUUAUUAAAACAAACAUAUCUAUCUAACAAACUGAGAUGUAGGUUUGGUAAAUUAUGAAUAUAUUUUUGUGGGUGUGAAAAAUACAUUAUUUAUAGGUAGAAAGUCUUUUUUCUUUCUUAUAAAUUUGUCUAUCAACCACUGUUGCAUGGGUGAGAAACAUCCAACUAAGCCAAAAUAUAUUUUCACAUGUUAUAUUCGGUUAACUAUGGUUUUUCCCACAUUGUUAUAGUUUUUGGUCGCACUUUAUUUGACAGUGCCGUAGUUACAUUGUAAUUACUCAGAUAAGUACUGAGUACUAUUAAUUAACUUCAUGUACUUACUAUAGAGUUACAGUUAGGGUUAGGGUUUGGUUUAGGGUUAGUUACUUGUAAUUAUGUAUAAUUUACUGUUAUUACUAUAGUAAGUACAUGUAGUAACGUGUAACUACGGCACUGUAAAAUAGUGUUACCAUAGGUUUUUUUUUUCCCACCAUCUGCAGUGCCUUCAUGAAUAUGUAUUUUGAGUAUUGCCUAAUGCCAUUUGCACAAGUGGUAAAAUAGAUUGUGUAUGAUAAAAAGGUUAUUUAAGUGUAAUACUGAUUACUACAUCUUCUUAGACAUAUUAAUGGUUAUAAUAUUGCGCAGUAGAGGAUAUGAGUUUGCUUUACUAACAUUAUCGCGAAAAGAUUUAUUUUUUUUUUUAGUUAGUUAGAUAGUUAGUUAGGAGAACACAUGCCACAAAAGAAUAUAGAAAAAAACCCUUUGUGCCAUUCUGUGUGACUGUAUGUUCAGCAGAUAUCAGACUCUUUCAAAUGCAGAUAACUGUUGUGAUGAAAAGGGCAAUGUCCAGAAGAAUCCUCUUUAAAACCUGACACAUCAGUUAUUAUUACAUCAACCUUACGUUAAUACGUGCAGACAAACAUGCACAGACACAAAUGUACCUCUGCACCUAAAAGAUAACUUCACAAGACUGCAAAUGAAUAAUUAUGAGAGAGUACUAUUAGUUUUUACUUCUUGUCCAUAAUUAAUGUUAGGAUUAUUAUAGCAAUGCUCAGUUUAUUUUUUUCUUACAGAUCACUUAAACCAUCAUUUUAUUGCAAAAUAUUAAAUUGCUGCUGUGGUACCUAAUUAUAUUAAGAUGUAUAACAGAUGCAAAUCUAAUAAGGUUCAUAUUUCUAUAUUUUUUUUUUUUUUUAAUUGAAUAUUCAUUUAUAAUGCUAUAUUACCUUGGCAGUAAAUUACGAAAAUGAAUUAACGCUGCUUUAAGGGCGUUUCUAAUAUGUCGGCUGAGGGAGUGACGGCGAAUUUCACAACUUUCUCUCUUCUGACUGCUGUACUCAGUCUCUCAGUAUUUUCCAUCUUUUAGAAAGUUGUGAAAAGGCUAUCGUGGAUUGUUUUCUUUUGCUAUUGUAACAAAUGCAAAUACAAAAAUUAUAUUUGCUGCCAUCUCCCAUUCACCGCUAUAGACGUUUACCCUUCCGCUUCUGAGAACCUCAGAAAUGUGAAAAGCGUCCAUUGUUGUAUAAAAGUGUUUUAUUUCAUUAUUGAAAUAAUGUGAUGGUUCGUUCUAAUUUUUUUCUUUUUAUAUUGUUUUAGCAUGGAUGGUUUGAGCAACUGUGAUAUAAAAUGCAUGACAUAUUUUUUUGCAUAGGAAUGCAGCCAUAAUAAUGACUGGAAUGCAACUAGAUCAAUAUGACAAGCUUAGCGGUCAGUUCUCAUCAUUGUUCUCCUUGACCUGAUUGAUAAGUGCAGAUGCAAACAGUCUUGAUGAUUGAUGGCUGUUUUGUGUAAUUGGAUAAAUGCCUAGACACAUGAUUUACAAUAUUGCUUAAAGUAACCUUUUACCUCACUGAUGUACUGCUGAUUUGUUCUUUUAAGACUGUGUCUUAAACCAAUAAAUGCAUCAGUUUAAAAUGAAA